Molecule: messenger RNA, 8507 nt
Organism: Pseudomyrmex gracilis
Lineage: Eukaryota; Metazoa; Arthropoda; Insecta; Hymenoptera; Formicidae
Product: bicaudal D-related protein homolog
Exons: 6
Coding region: 1870-3555 (561 amino acids)
Source: RefSeq, a predicted model, not a curated record
GCGCUACAACAAAAAUAUACAUUUGGCAGCAGAGAGAGAUAUUUUAUAUUGAGAAAUCUGUCAAUAUUUCAAUCUCGCGGGAUAAUGUUCCUGCAGCAAUAUGUCUCCAUAUUAAACAUUUUUCCGCGCUGUCAUAGCUCUUUUACUGUCUGCGUAAAAUUGCAAGACGCAUUUCCGAGUAUAAUUGACGAGUGACGACGAGUAAUUAACAUUAUCGUCCAUCCACGGAUGUCGAGGAACGUCGAUGGACAAGAAGGCGCAUCAUGCUGGUUCAGCGUGAGGUUCAAGUAUAUUAUAAUACAUGCAUAGAUAUACGUAUAUUCGGUGAGAUCCAGUCAGGUGGCGGUUCGACCAGGUGGGUCAAGUGGUGGGGCAAUGUGCUCAACGAUGCGGACGGGGGAGACGUUACAACAGUACACCUCUGGAGGGGAAAGUCGCCAGGUCGAUCGGUUUCUGCUCAGUGCGCGCGGCUGACAAACGCGCGGACCAUCUUCGGGUUUGGUUCGCAUUGUCGAUUACGAUCGUUCGUAGUUGUGUCGCAUUAAAUUACGCCAGCAUAAUCGAUCACACAUCAGUCGGUUAAGGUGUUCAAGUCUCAAGCGACUGUGCGGCAACGCGAUUUUGGAGGUCGCUCGAGCAGUCGCGUCGAUCGAUACCGAAGCAGUGUGAGAGACUGUACAUGCGGAUGACAAUAUAAUUAUUGAAAAUGUCAGUGAUAAGAUAGUGAUGAAGUGCGAUAAUGUUAUCGCGUGAAUUCCAACGUUGACACUCAUUAUAUUUUCAAGUCAAAGUUGUCGAUGGAAGAAUGGAUCGCUCGAGAUCUUUACGCAUAGUAGAAGCUGAACGCGCGACGACGAAUCGGAUACACGUCGCGCCGAGGAAAAUCGUGUGAUUCGGUCCUGGGAAAACAUUCUCUUCGAUAUAUCGACACGGUGAACACGUGGUGAUCCACCGCAAUUCUCUCCGCACAAUGUUUUUUUUUUUUUUUUUUUUUUCUACAAAGUGAACGUGGAACGAAUGAGCGAAGUGACGGCGCGUUGUAAAACUCGCCGCUUCGAAUCGAUCGUCGGAUCGCCGUAAAGACUAUUUUACGUGAAUUUGUGAAACCGGACAUUCAGUGUCGCAAUUAUCGUGACUUUCCAUUCGGGUGGCCUUGUUCCGCGCGACGACAGACAAUUCGCGAAUCGCGGUCCGCAUAGAACUCGCCUCGUUUUUGCUGCCGCGGGAAUGUAAAUGUGCGCGAUCGUGGUGAAUAUUACUGGGAGAGAAUAUACACAAUAUCGGAAGAAACCUGCGUGUGGCGAUAGCCGCGCUCUCCGAUCGAUAGCGCAGCGAACUUCCGCGAUCGAUAUCUUCGGAAGUUCGCAGGUGCGUUGUACUCGUCGUUAUUGUUGUUGACAGUGAUGCCGCGCACAGCGUUGUUGAAUCGUCGGUCUGUUCGUUCGCACGCGCGCGCGUAUCGCAUCGAGUGCAAUGUCACGUCGGCUUGCAAUCGCUUCCGGUAGCGGUCGAGCGCGCGUAAUUUUCUACACAAAAAAGAAAAAAACCAAACUCGCAAGUGACUCAUCGUGAAAAAAAUACCUGUCUUCCUGUUGUCCGGCUUGCAGGCGCGCUAUAGAAGUGAAAACCGGAAAUUUUAAUUGAUUUUGUCUCAAUCAAUGGCACCCGAUAGCCCAACGCUGUUCGCUCGUUAUCGCAGCGCGUCGACUUUAAUAACGUGCUGACGCGCGUAAUUCUCAAAGUGUUUCACCUGACGUACGUUUAUUCGCGCGUACGUCAGGCCAUUUCCGAAUUCUUAUCGAUCGAAAUUUGAUUUGAUUUGUGACGUUCGCCGGGUGAGCGAGAGAGAGAGAGAGAGAGACGUUCGCGAUGCUGCCGAAAAAAGACAGUCAGACGAGGCCGUACGCUCUCGAGGACAUGAUAUCCGAUCUCCAGACGAGGCGACACUCGCUGGAACACGAGGACACCGUGCAGGAUCCCGCCGAGCUCCUUAAGCAACGCGAGAGGGAUCUCGUCCUGGCCGCCGAACUCGGCAAGGCUCUGCUCGAGAGGAACCAGGAGCUGACGAAGCAGGCCGAGACCUUAGCCGAGGAAUAUUCCGUCAAAUUGGAAAGCUUGGAACAGGAGAGGCAUCUGCUGCGAAGGAGACUCGAGGAGGCCAGGGACGAGAGCGAGGCGCGGGCUCUGGAGCUUCAGGCCGACAUCGAGACCCUGAGGAGUCAGCUGGAGGAGCAAAAUGAAAGAGCAAGGAGAGCGGAACGCGAUCAGGCCACGCUCGUCGCUGACUUGACGGCGCAAAACACGCGGCUGGCCGAUCAGCUGAGAGAGGCCGCCAAACAGGAAGAGCAGUUGCUCGUGGAGGUGAAGGUGCUGCGGGAAAAAUGCGCUCUCAGGAACACCACCCUGCAGGAUCACGUCAGCAGUCUGGAAAUUCUCCGAGACGAAGUACAACUGGUGUCGGCACAAAGAACCGAGUUGGAAAGGCGGUCGUUGGAGCUGCGGGAGGAGAGGGCCAGGGCGAUCGCGGCCCUCGAGGAAGCCGAGGAGAGAGCCACGGCCUUGGAGCGACUCGGUCACGAAGCGGAACACCGUGCGAGACUGGCCGAGCAGGAGAGAGACGAGCUGGCGUCAGCGUUGGCGGUGAUCGAGGCGGAAAGAAGAGUCAGGUCGGGAUCUAUACAGAGACCGCCGAGGUCGUUGCAGGCGGAGAUGGAGUGCGAGGAGAGCGGCACCUCAUUGGGAGAUCAGGACGACGGAGGUCUCAGGACGGAAGUGACCAAGGCGACGAAUCGGCUGCGAGAGCUGUGCGCGCAUCUGAGACGUGGCGAGGACGACUCGGGGUUGCAGAGCGACUGCGACGAGUCCAUGCUCGUCAUCAAUCUCAACAAUUCCGAAGCCGAGGUCAACACAAAUGAGCGCGAAACUCGUUCUUCGCCGACAAACUGUCCGGGCGCGCUGCUGGAACUGGUCGAGGAGGUGUACAAUCUCGCGCUGUCGGGCAGAGGAGCACCGGGCGAACUGGGACUGGCGGUGGAGCUGCACCGAGUCCGGGAAGAGUCGGAGCACCUGCGGGAGCAGUGCAAGGUACAGGAAGAGGAGCUGAAGCGACGCGGUGACGCGAUUCUGGAGCUGACGAGCAAGCUGAGCGUCUGCGAGGCCGAACUACGCGGCGUCAAGGAGGAACGCGACCGGGCCAGGUGCGACAUCGAGCACUCCGAGCUGACGAAAGACGAGAUCGUGGCGAAGGCGUACAAGGUCCGGGACCAGGCGGUGGCCAGGCAGAACAGGGUGGAGGUGGAACUGGCCAGGACGAGGAUAGACAUUCUCCAGGCGGACAGUCAGCUGAAGGAGGCGAUCAAGCAGAAGGUCGAGUUGAGUCAGCAGCUCGAGCAGUGGCAGAUGGACAUGCAGGCGCUUCUCGACGAGCAUGUGCGCAGCAAGCUGACCCCGUCCUCUCAAUUAAUCGACGCGAAGAACGGCGAGAACUCGGACAUGUCGGCGCCGGCCAGGAAGAAGAGGAGCACCGGCUCGAAGAAGAUGUUCGGCUUUUUCUGACGAAAGUGACGCAGCGCGAUGGCUUCACUUCGUUGAGCGCGAUCGCGACUGACUGUUCCGACGUUCCUGACGGCACGAACUCUCGAGUGUAUUCACUUUUUCUAAAGACUGUCUAGCGUAUGGAGAACUGAGGUGAUUUUUGUCGGAUUUAACAUUCGACAAGAUUCAAACUUGUUCCAAAUGACACACACACUUUUUUUUGUUUAAGACGAAAGUUCUCUGAACUGAUUUUGAAUUUUUUGUAGGCUUGUAAAAUACUUUGUAUGUAAUUUGACCAAGAGGUGUUGCAUGUAAGCUCUCGAACUCUUGCGAAUAUAUCGAACUUUGCACGUAAUGCGCGCGUAAAAUGUUCGAGUUGCUUGUAACGAGAUUUCCGCCGCGGGGAGUCUAAUUGCAAGUGCCCGUGUCGAAACCGCGACUGAUAAUUCGAAUUUAAAUGGCGCGAAUGUUCGCGUAAUAAGAAAAAAAAAAAUGUGCGAAACACGCACCGAGACUUUCUACGAUUCCUCCACCGGGGAAAGUUACGCGCAACGUGUGCAUUCUUCUUUAAAUCUUUUCACGAGUGCAAGUUGAUUUUCUUUUACAACGAUGAUCAAGAAAAACGCAUCUUUCCAUCUCUUCGUCUCGACUGGAUCCAGUUGUUGCUCGUUAUUUUUUUUUUUGCACGGUUCUGCGAUGCAACUCGAUAUAACUGUCAUUAUUAGUUCGUUUGAAUUUGUAGACCGCUCGUGUAAAAAAAAUCUUAAUGGCACAAAAUUGCGUCGCGUCGUCGAUGCAGUCGAUAAUGAAGUUGAUGAAGACAAGCAACUUCGUCUUGCAGACAAAAGGAAAGUUAUCGCGUCGAUGUUAGCCCCGAGAAAUUUCCCGACGGAAUUUGACAAAUAUCUUUUUCUUUAACUGGAAAUUUUUUUGCUCAAAAAUUUUGUAAAAUGUGUUUUCGACCUUUAACUUUGUUCCCCAAAUAUAUAAAUUGCGCAGUUUUUUUGUGGUUUUUGAAAAUUUACGAAAUCGUCGACUAAUGAAAUUUCACUCGAAAUAUAAUCGUUCGAGGGGGUUCACUUCUCGAAAAUCGAUCGCCUAAGAGUUUUUUCAGACAAGUACAAUUCCUACGAGCUUGAAACGAUCGCACAUCGAAUUAUCCGCGACCGUGAUUACUUAUCAUCAUCCGUCCAUCGUUUUGUCCGACAGGACCAACGAAUUACCUGCGAUACAACGAAAAAAAACGUUGAAUUUCGGAGUUGAAAAAAAAAAAAAAAAAAACAUUCGAUCGCGAUAUUUGAUAGUAUAAAUAUCAACGUUUGUGUUUCGGCGUGUGACUUUAGAAGUGAUACUAUACGAAUACACAUUUCGUGCGUGCGUCACACUUGCGUAGGGAAAAUCGUCUGUACAUAAAAAUUAGUAUUUUUCCGAAACGAGCGUACACACACAAACGCGAGGCUGUAUAAUUGUACAAUAAAAUUGUUUUUUUUUUGUUUUCUCUCCCUCUCUUAUAACUGGCAAUUGUAUAAUUCUCGAUCUGAUCAGUUACAAGGACGAUAUUUAUUUAAUAAAAAUCUGUUUUACGAAAUCAUCACAUUUCGCACUUUCUGUCUUCAUCGACCUUUUUUCGAAUCACGUUUUAGUAUUUAUUUAUUUCUAACUGAUAAUUUUAAGCGAUUUGCAAUUAUUUGCUUGAUCCACCGUAUAUUUUGCUCGUCUCUUUUCUUGUUGCAUAAAUGUUUUGUUUUUCUUUGCAAAGUGGGAGUAACGAGACACGUGAAAAGAAACAAAUAGGCAUUUAUUCACAAGAGGCAGGUGUAGUUACAGUAGUUCUUCAUUUCUAGCUUUUACAUAUAUAUGUAUAUAUAUAUGUACGUAUGUAUAUACAUGUAUAUAUACACAUAUAUGUAUUUAUAAUAGUAUCUCGUAACACCCCCCGACUCGUUAUUACUCAAUCGGUCCAACUACGCGAUACAAAUAGGCAAUGAACAAUAGGGGCAGGUGCAUACAAAGUGUGUUUAUUCUCUCGCACACAAAACAACGCGCCUUAAUUUUUUAUUUGUGUAUGUGUGUGUGUCCGUGUGUACAUGUGUAUGUGUGUGUGUGUGUGUGUGCUUUGUUUAUUCUGUUUUUCUCUGUAUGUAGUUUUUGUUUGUUUGUUUGUUUGUUUGUUUUUUCAUAUAUUUCAUUCUCUCAACGACAGCGGGAUUCCACUUAACAAUAUUCCUGUGUACACGUGUGCAUAUCUUGCGUUCAGAUAGAAUCUCGCUGCUCCGAUGAUCGCAAUUCGCGGUGUUCCGAUCGCGGCAAAUUGCAAAUUUGUGAACCGCGGACGCAAAAACUCGUGUAAAAAAACGGGCGUUUUCCGUCUCGCUGCUCCCUAAAAAAGCGCAUCUUCUUCUCGCUCUCCCCGCCCUCAUAUCGUCUCGGGAGAUGAUCGAUUUCUCGGGCGACGACACUCGGGCGAGAGAGCGUCGUUCGGGAGAGAGUAUAACGUCCGGUGCGGGUAAGUAGCGCUCGACUAACCCUCAGAACACCAUCGUGAAUGUGCCGCACUCAGACUCUUCUUUUUCUCUUUAAAUAUAUACAUCUGGUAGUUUUCAAUUUUUAAAGUGUUUCGUAAAUAUGUCACUGUGAGAGUAAACGUAUAAGAUUAUUUUUUUCUUGCAUUUUGUAAAACAAAAAGAUGUCCGAGUAUCAGCGUACACGGAUGAAAUUAACGGCACAUUAAGGGAUGGUGUUCCAAACACCGACACUGCGAUUCAAAUGCCAAUCGAUCGCUUUCUGGACACGAUUUCAAUUUUUUUUUUUUUUUUUUUUUCGAAUCCUCGUUUAAUCGACAAGAAAAAACUUUGCGCUCUGUGCAGCCAAAGCCAACUUACCCGCCGCUCUCUCCCGUCUGCAAAACUCGGUGGUAACAAUUAUUUGUGAUAUAGAUUACGACAAUACGACAAAAUGGCGGCUCUUUAAAUUUGUUUCUUUAUACGUGACGCGAUAAUGAUCAUGACAACAAUGAGAGGCGGUUUUAUUUAGCGACGAUAAAAUGCGAAUACUAAUCAAUAGAGUCGAUCAAGCCAAUAAAUAAUAUAUAUAAAUGACGCGAGUCGUCUCGUGAAUGCGAGGUACUGUCCUCCACGUGGCGAAAAAAAAACGACAAUAAUCAAUAGAGCAAGUUACAAAGUUACAGAGAAACAAUUGGAAAAAGUAACGUACCAGAAAGAGAAAAAGAAAAAGAGAGAGAAAGAAGUAGAAGAGAGAGACAGAGAUAGAGAGAAAGAGAUAGAGAAAGAGAGAGAGAGACAUUAUAAUUAUCAAUAAAGCAUCGUGUUUUUUUUUUUGUGCAGAACAACUCUUCUAUCAGCAGAUUCACAUUCCUUCUUCGUUUAAAGGGUUAUUACAUGUCACGGUAAAUACAAGUAAAGUUUCGCUAUGCUAUGUCAAUUAUAAAUGGCCCUUGUGUGUUUCAACCACCUGUGUGAACACAACCUCCUCCCCUCCUUCCCCUUCCCUUCCCUUCCUAGGCUCCGAUCCACCCUCUCUCGUUUGAGAUUUAUUCGCCUCGUGACGACGCAUUUUUUUUUUUAUUUUUUUAACAUCUAUAUAAAGUGACAGUUAAGCUACGCGCAAUUUGUGAGUAUGUAACGUUUUUCUUUUCGCACGCGCACGCGCGCGCGCGCGUUGUUACAUUACGCUGUUAUCUACUUGGGAAGGUAUGCGUGCGCGUGUAAAUGUUUAUGUGUGCGUGUGUGUGUGUGUGUAUGUGUGUAUGUAUGUAGGAAAGGUGAGAACGUGUAAUAAACACGUGCGGUGCGAUGCGAUGAUGUGUGAAGGAGGAGUGUGUGUAAGUGUACGUGUGUCAUCUUGAACUCAAUUAGCUUCGCGCGGCCUUAUUUUCCCUACACGUGUACACCUAUCGUAUUUACAUCCACGCCGUGUAUAUUAAACUCUCGUUUCGCGCGCUCGCUUCCUCGUUACGUGUCUUCCAGAAGGAACGAGCGAGUUAGAUAUACGAACGAAAAAUUCGCGCCGCAACAUCCGAUCGUUUUCGUAAUUCUCGAAAGAGCAAAAAUUCAAUUUUGAUAGUAGUAAAGCAAACACUUCUGGCGCUAUUGAGAGAGAAAGAGUUCUUUCAAUUUUUUUUAUGCACUUCGGAAAUUACUUCUGGAUUUUUUUCACCGUGCGCGAUUCAACUCAACUUCUCGCUCGUUCGCUUUCUCGCGCGACUAUCGAAAGUAAAUGAUUUUUCGCAGAAAACUAAAACGAAAGGAAAAUUCCGACGACGAUGAUGUGAUGACAGAUAAAUAUCCUCUCGCGGCGAACUAUUUACAUAAUAAUAUUAUAAUAAUAUAAUAAUGAUGAUAAUGAUUGAUAAUCGCCUUCCUUUUUCCGAUCGAUAUAUACUCAUGCAUACUCACCCUUUCACGCACACUCUUCCGCAACGCUCUAUUAAUAUCAUCUCGCCUCCAUUCUUUCCUCGCUUCUCUCAAAUGUUUCUUUGUUUUCUCUUUUUUUUUUUUUUUUUUAUUUAAAACGCUACAUAGAAAUAUCUUCGUUCUGGGUCCCGCACAACUUUGUAAACUCUCGCAACGACGAUAUAGCUUGUACGACGUGACCGUCCUCACAGGACGACGAGGAUUUUACGCUCUCUAAAUGAGAAAGAAUCGCUCUCGAGAAAAACAGGAGAAAGUGAAACUUCUCAGUGACUCAAAAAAUCAAUUGCGUAUCUCGUGCUUUUGUCCGAAUACAUAAAUCCGUUGGUAAAUUUGAAUUUGUUUCGUUUUCUGAAAACUAAAAGAUAAAUUAAUUUUCAAGAAAGUAUAUUCAUGCAAAUUGUUCGGAAGGAUUCGUUAAACAACGCGCUUCUCAAGAGAUUUAUUUUAAUCCUUGGAGCAACGAUAGCAAACUAUUUCUGAAACUAUCUCUCUGUAUAUAAAAUAAUAUAUAUAGUCGAUUUUUCAAAUAUUAAUUAAAAA